This is a messenger RNA of Yamadazyma tenuis ATCC 10573, 5283 nucleotides long. RefSeq names its product Ybl053p (gene YBL053). Gene Ontology annotation, biological process: DNA repair; DNA replication checkpoint signaling; replication fork arrest. NCBI's taxonomy places the organism in Eukaryota, Fungi, Ascomycota, Pichiomycetes, Serinales, Debaryomycetaceae. Gene Ontology annotation, molecular function: DNA binding. Gene Ontology annotation, cellular component: replication fork protection complex. The record is from RefSeq and is a predicted model, not a curated record.
AUGAGAGAAAUGGCAUCUGUGCUCAAGCCCAACGAGAACCAUACCCAGAAGAUUCUCAAGGCGCAUGUUUCCGUGUUGGUAUCGGCUUUGGGUGGACCCGACUAUACCUCCAGUAACGUUCCACAGCCUUAUAAGCUCGGACAUGACGCGUUGGCCUGUCUCAAAGACAUCAAAAGAUGGAUCAAAUCAGUUGACGAACGUGGUCAGUCCUACGAUGUGGCACUCGCGUGCGCUGAUUCGGGGCUUCUUGUAAAUGACUUGACGGUGAUGUUGUGUCAGUGGGAUUCCCAAGCCUCUAAAGGUGAACCCAUCAAAAACGCUCGAACCAUGGAGAAAAUCAUGCUUGCAAAUUUGGAACUACUUGUGCUUUUGACGUGGCCCACCGAGUUGACGCCAGAGUCCAGUGAGAGCCAGCGGUUGUCGUUCUCCAAUCUUCGAAAGACUCAACUUGUGUACAAAAGGCACAUCUUACAUUACAACAAGGGUCAGACCCUAAAAGCGGUUAUCAGGUUGGUAUUGGCGACAAUGGCUAAAGAGAAGGCCGAUAGAGAACCCAAGGACAAUGCUAUUUUGCGGUUGGUUCUAUUUUUCAUCAGAAACAUCUUGUAUAUCGCUCCCAUCACGUCAUCUAUUUCCAUGAAAACCACUAAAGACCUUGCGAGUCUUGAUAGUAUGCCGGCAGGCGUGACGACAGAGGAUAUCUCAAUGAGUACUGUUCUCAACUGCUUCAAGAGAAAUAAGGUGUUGAUGUUUUUGCUUACCAUGUCCAAUUCAGUGGGUUCUGAUUUUGACAAACAAAUGUUCGGGCCUGCUUGCCUUGAAUGUAUUUAUUUGCUAGUCAAAAACAUCCAGGUCGAACACAUAAUAAGUCCAGUGAAACUUGAUAAGCAUCCGCAAACGAAUCCUGCUCCUGUUUCAAGUGAAAGCGCUGCUGGAUCUCAGUUGACUGAUUUAUUAAAAGAAGAAACGAAACGAAAGAUCUCUCAAAAACAGCACUUGUCUACGAGACAUGGUAGAUUUGGAUCUUUGUUGUCCAUUCAAGGAGAUGAACAAUCGUAUGUCAUUUCUGGUCAAGAAGCGUUGUUGAAUGCUAAUCUGUCUUUGGAUAAGCUCGACAGAUCCAAAAAAUGGACCAAACCAAAAUCUUUCAGGUAUGACUCCGACGAAUUUACCAGAGGUGAAAGACUCUACUUGAACACCGGGUCUAUUCUCAUAUUGAAGGAGUUUAUCAAUCAAUUUUUGGCUGGGGCCUGUUUCAAUAAUCUUAUUUCCAAUACCAGUAGCUUGUUUUCAAGUGCUGAUGAUCUCAUUACUAUAGAUCCUUAUGAGAGGGCAGUCUACUUCUUAACACUUGCAUGGUUUUUGCGGUACAAGCGUGAGAGGAAUCAGUUGUUGAAAGACAAUCCCAAAAUGUUGGAAAACUUAACUGAUGAUGACGAUUCGGUUAACUUUAGUUCGAUUAGAGCCGCCUUGAGUCAAACCAAUUUCAUUUUGAUUCUUCACUACUUCAGAAAUUCAUACACCAUCAAGGAGUGGAGUUCUGUUCAUGUGGCUAUGAUUGCAUUCUUAGAGCUUCUUCUUAUUUCUCAUACUCUUUUCAUCUCAAAGCCUAAAGAAGUUGAGGCCGAUGAAGAAGAAUCUCAAGAGGAGCUCGAUAAAGAACUAGGCGAAGGUAUAAUAAGAAACUUGUUUACUUCAAAUGAUUUUCUUAAUGUUCUUGUACAGCUUCCUCAAUCUGCAUCUAAGCAUUCACCUGAAUAUUUGAAGACCUGCAUCCAUAUUGUUCAUAUUCUUUUGAAAUCAUUCGAAUCAUUCACGAAAGAAAAUGUCAAACUUUACAUUCAAAAGAGAAGAAGGAAGGUCAAAAGGAGAGGUGAGGGUGCCAAUGAUAUGGACGGAAGAAUAUUGCAUAGGUUGGAAGAGAGAGGUAUGGGCUAUAGUGAAGACGAAGAGGCUGAUGAAGAAAGAGCAAAGGAAGAAAAGAUUGAAAGAGAGCUAGAUCUUGCUAAAACAGAAAUCAGAUUCUUCCACACUGCGACUGUCACCUCAUACAUUGAUUACUUGGCCGAAUAUGAAGAAUUGACCCAUGAAGAAAUAAAAAGAUGUUUGUCCUAUUUCCAUAGGCUUUUCGUGGUGAAGAAAGAUCACUCAGCCCUUUAUCGGCUUGACUUCAUGUAUGUGCUUCAUCGGUUACGCUCAUACCUUCCUAGGUCUUCAAGCAUGAGAAAUCAUGUGGAUGAAUUUAUUGUUUAUUUCAUGAAGAAGUUCAAGGUUGCAUUUGCAAGAUUUCCCAAUCCUAUAGAAAUCUUAUUCCCCAGAUUUGAGGAGCAUGAGAUCAAAACAUUUUUAACCACUGGCGAGUUGACACUGAGAUAUUCCGAGUCAAAGUCUCAACCUAAACUUGCCAGACAAAUUGACUUUAUACGUGAAUUCUCUUUUGAAGAAAAGGUAAAGAUCUUGAUUACUGCAUUGUACUUGGAAGAAAAGGAAGCUUUCAUUGCUUGGUUGAUUUCAGCUCUCGAUGCCAUAAUUCAAAAACGUCUAUUAGACGUUGCUAGCGGAUCUACCGAAGACGCUAGGGCCAUAUCCUUGCAAGCUCCCGAUAAGUUCAGAAGAUUGCUUAUCAAUAAUCCCCAAAUCCGAUGCCUUUUGACAUUAGUUAAGUUUGAUCUUCCAGACAUCCUUGAAGAGAAUUGUGAAAUCCCAGGUUCUGUUACUUCUGCCAAAUUAGUUGAAUUCUUGGAGUUCAUCAAGAAGUACAUUGCUGCUCAACCGGUGAACUUUGAAGAUGGAAAGGAUGCCUUCUUCUUUUUGAUCACCAAAGAUUCUUACGGCUACGAUGAUGAUUAUGACAUUAACUAUAGAGGGUAUGACCCUGAAGAUGAAUCAAUUGCUUUCGAGACCGCUGGAAAUCAAGAAAAGUCCCAUUACAUGGAAGAACUCGAUCAGUUAGACCGUCUCGAAGCCUCUAUAUCCAGUGUUGGACAUGGACAGCUUGGUGUCGCAAGAAAGAAGAGAAAGGAAAAGGCGAAUAAGCCACCCAAGAAGAGUUCAAGAGCUCCAAAGGAGACUGGACCUCGUGGAUCAAGACCCAGACAGCCCGUUGCACUUCCUCAGCACUUUACCAAGUCAGCAGAAUUCAUCAACGAUUCUGAUGAUGAUAGUGAUGAAGAAAAGGAUGAAGAGUUUUUCGCCAGAGAAGAGAAGUUGCGGCGGUUAUUGCUGGAGUCCGGAGGUAUAGUAAAUUCCACCCAAUUGGAAGAUUUCAAGAAAGUAUGGAAGAUCCUCGCCACUGAUACCGAUAAAGAUCUUGAAACUUCAGUUAACAAAGCCGUUGCAAAUGCCACUGACAAUCUUCGUGCUUCUCAACACCAACAGUCGCAGGAUCUUUUUGGGUCCUUUUCUGACACCCAAACACAAACCCAAACCCAAACCCAAUUCUCUAACGAUGAUGAGAAUAAUGUCAACAACUCCACCAGGUUACUGUACAGUUCUGAAUCAGACUUGUCCUCUGAUGAAGAAACUCUCACCAAUGAUGUCGAUGAAAGUCUAACAAGAGAUGAAAAUAAGGAAAACGAAACUCCAACAGGUACCCAAGUAAAUCCAAGAAAGAGACCAAUGGUGUUCAGUGACAACGAAAGUGACGAUGAAAAUGUCAGCUUUGUAAGUGCAUCUGGGGACGUUUCCUUGCGUAAGAGAAAGAUAGUGUUGGAUGAUGACGAUGACGACGAUGAAUAAAUCUAUAUGCUAAUGUACAAAACUAAUCUGAUACACAGUGGUCUGACUCGCCAGAGCUUUUUAAGCUUGUUCGUAUACUCAUGAACGAGCUGAUAACCAUCACCAAGAGUCCAAAUAUGGUGCAUGCCACAGACGGCAACGUUUUCGAUAAAUGAAAUUGCCUUUUCUCGGUGUUAUUCAAGCUCUUGUAGUCUAUUUGUUCCCAGCUGAGUUUCAAGUAACACAUUGGAGGAAUUAUAUAUGCCAUUAGAGAGGCCGAAGUGGCUCCUAUAAGCUCGAGGAUAAUUCCUAAGUUACAAGUGAACAAGGCUACACUCAUACUUGUGAACACAAGAAAAGUGGUGAUGAAAAAGUGCUGUUUUGAGCUCAACUCGAAAUGAGAGCUUCCGCUUUCGUCACCGUUACUGUGCAAUGAGAAGUAAACAAUGUCUCUCAUGACAUCUCGAACCACGAAUAUCUCUAGUGGGAAGGUUGUGAGCAUGUUCAAUCCAAAGCAGAACCUAGCAACAUUGAUCCAAUUAUCGUUGCUUUUGAAGUUAUUCAAAAUAUUACCUUUAGUUUUUCCACCAAAAUUGACAAGUCCGUUUACAGCCAUUAAAAGACAACAUAUCAUUGAUAUUAUGCAUACCACAUGGGUAAGCAUAUCGAAUCUCUGCUUGACCUUGGUUUUCAACGAAUUGUAAAUGAAGGUGGUAUUAUGGUGACACACCAAGGCAAAGGAAAUCACAGAAAUUCCCUGGAAAAUGUUAUAAUUUACCGUCCAUUCGGCAGUUGAAAGCGGUUGUCUUAAAGAUUUGUCAGCGAAAGGGCCUCUGACCGCAACCAACACCACGAUAAUCAACAUUCCAAAAAGUGCAAACCCAGACGCUCUGGCCAAUUUGGAAAUGUCUCGGUUCAAAGAUAACGGAUACGAUAUGCAAGUGGUAAAAAUGGUGAUUAUGACAUUUCUGUGGAAAAGCCACCCGGCAGCAGAAGACUCUGUAAUUGAAGCAGGAAUGAAUGCCUUCAAAACAUGAGGAAUAGUGUCUCCAAUAAUGACACAAAAGGCCAUACAUCCGCCAUACGCAAAAGACCCCACGGAAAAUAAUAACAAUAUUCUUCCAAACUUCCCGUAACAAUGGGCAGCAAAAUCCUGGUAUGAUUGAGUUCUUGCCAUUGUAGCAUUUUUCACAAUCAAUCUCAAUGUCCAGUCAAUGAGAAACGUUAACAAUAUUAGCACUAUGAUCCCUCCUACAAGUCCAGUGUUCUUAAACGCAAAUGGUUGACCUAUUAUCCCAGCACCAAGAAUGGAGUUGGCCAUAUUCAUAAACGCCAUUUUCAUAUCACUUUUGCCCUUUUCAUCAUCAACAAUAGGUGGUUCUUCAUCGAGAGAAUGGUCAAAGUCAAGAGAGUCAAGCGAGUGGAGCUCGAUGUCUUCGUCAAGUGACUGGUGAAGUCUAGUCUCUAUAGACGGCUCAAGGAUGCCUUGUGUGUCAUCUCCAGAACUUUGGGGAAUUGAGGUGUAUUUCCUAGUUUCCUGUGGGUCUGGCAUGGUUGGAGAAGCUA